Trichechus manatus latirostris (Florida manatee) is the source of this 1706-nucleotide messenger RNA. It is a transcript of the gene PRKAG1, whose product is annotated as protein kinase AMP-activated non-catalytic subunit gamma 1. NCBI's taxonomy places the organism in Eukaryota, Metazoa, Chordata, Mammalia, Sirenia, Trichechidae. Gene Ontology annotation, molecular function: AMP binding; protein kinase regulator activity; protein kinase binding. The record is from RefSeq and is a predicted model, not a curated record. The transcript is spliced from 12 exons. Gene Ontology annotation, biological process: regulation of catalytic activity; protein phosphorylation. Gene Ontology annotation, cellular component: nucleus; nucleotide-activated protein kinase complex; cytoplasm. The coding region runs from base 88 to 1083 and encodes 331 amino acids.
CGGAAGUGGCAUCGCGGUGCCGGACGUAGGCGGGGCCUACCUCCGCUAGCUUCCUAAAGCGAACGAGCCAAGCCCGCGCUUCUUGCGAUGGAGACGGUCACGUCUUCAGACAGCUCCCUAGCUCUGGAAGGUGAGCAUCCUCAAGAAACCCCAGAAUCCAACAAUAGCGUGUAUACUUCCUUCAUGAAGUCUCAUCGCUGCUAUGACCUGAUUCCCACAAGCUCCAAAUUGGUUGUAUUUGAUACUUCCCUGCAGGUGAAGAAAGCUUUCUUUGCCUUGGUGACUAAUGGUGUACGAGCUGCCCCUUUGUGGGACAGUAAGAAGCAAAGUUUUGUGGGCAUGCUGACCAUCACUGAUUUCAUCAAUAUCCUGCACCGCUACUAUAAAUCAGCCUUGGUGCAGAUCUAUGAGCUAGAAGAACACAAGAUAGAAACUUGGAGAGAGGUGUACCUACAGGACUCCUUUAAACCACUUGUCUGCAUUUCUCCUAAUGCCAGCUUGUUUGAUGCUGUCUCUUCAUUAAUUCGAAACAAGAUCCACAGGCUGCCGGUUAUUGACCCAGAAUCAGGCAACACCUUGUACAUCCUCACCCAUAAGCGAAUCCUCAAGUUUCUCAAAUUGUUUAUCACUGAGUUCCCCAAGCCAGAGUUCAUGUCUAAGUCUCUGGAAGAGCUUCAGAUUGGCACCUAUGCCAACAUUGCCAUGGUCCGUACUACCACCCCCAUCUAUGUGGCUCUGGGCAUCUUUGUACAGCACCGAGUUUCUGCCCUGCCAGUGGUGGAUGAGAAGGGGCGUGUGGUGGACAUCUACUCCAAGUUUGAUGUUAUCAAUCUGGCAGCAGAAAAGACCUAUAACAACCUAGAUGUGUCUGUGACCAAAGCCCUGCAACAUCGAUCACACUACUUUGAAGGUGUCCUCAAGUGCUACCUACAUGAGACUCUGGAGACCAUCAUCAAUAGGCUGGUGGAAGCAGAGGUUCACCGACUUGUGGUGGUGGAUGAGACUGAUGUGGUCAAGGGAAUUGUAUCUCUGUCUGACAUCCUGCAGGCCCUGGUGCUCACAGGUGGAGAGAAGAAGCCCUGAGCUGGGGGAAGGGAUCAGGCAGCACUAGGGGAUAUGCCCCACUCACUGCCUGCCAGCAGCUCUGGAGAUCACAGAUGAAACCUUGGGAGAACUGUGACUCUGUUCCUUGCUCAGGAGCCCCCUACCCUUUUACCUUGGGGCCAAGGGAGUUGGAGGAGGAAGGAGAAUAGAUUUUUAGCAGCCCUUACCCUCACACAUACACUCGAGAAAAUUGUAGACCAGCCCAUCUCAGCCCCUGCCCUCUUAGAUAUACCUCCCUUUCUGGGUCAGCCAUGGGCUCUGUGCCUUCCCUCAGGCAGAUUCUGAUCUCUAAGAGAUCCCUAGACCUCACCCUGCCUUUGCUUCUAUCCCUGCCCCUUACUUCACCCUAAGAUAAUAGCACAGCAACAGUCUUCAUAAAGAUGUUUUUACUUACUCCGUUUCAUGCUGUAUGGGGCAGGCUGAGUCCAGUUAGUGACAUUUAUUCCCAUAGUGGGAGUGGAGAGGAUCGUGGGGAGGAGGGCCGUUGGGUUCCUGUGCUGCUUUUAUGUGAAGGUAGAUGGGGGUUAAGUGGAGGAUGAAGUCGUGAGCCGAAGUUAUUUCUUUUCAUGGCAAACCUAAUUAAAAUGACAGGAACCUUUUCA